This is a messenger RNA of Paramisgurnus dabryanus, 4383 nucleotides long. It is a transcript of the gene nfascb, whose product is annotated as neurofascin homolog (chicken) b. Gene Ontology annotation, biological process: cell-cell adhesion; axon guidance; brain development. The record is from RefSeq and is a predicted model, not a curated record. Gene Ontology annotation, molecular function: cell-cell adhesion mediator activity. Gene Ontology annotation, cellular component: plasma membrane; axon. NCBI's taxonomy places the organism in Eukaryota, Metazoa, Chordata, Actinopteri, Cypriniformes, Cobitidae.
AGGGGGUGGAACAUCAUUCAUGGUCAAUGGGCGAAGUGGACAAAUGGAUUAAGACAAUGAAGUACAUCUGCUGAGCCAUCACACUGUUUUUGGAUGUUUAUGAAUACAAAGGAAAAUUAUUUGGGAGUGGAAUUCUGCCUUUGGAAUAUAAUGAAAUUAUGACAUCUUAACAUUGCAAUAAUAAGAAAAUAGGCCAGAUAUGAAAGCAUUGUGAAAUGUCCUGCACACAGAAUUUGUGAAACUGGAUACUACUGUUCUGCUACAGAGCACAACACAGCAGAUGCUGUCUAUAGCAGACAUGAGAACUGUGACAUGUUGGAGGAUUUCAGCCUUAUUAUUUAUUCUACAGCAAACAUGGAUAUUAGCUAUGGAAAUACCACCUGAUGUCAGACAACCUCCAAUGAUCUUCAAACAGAGUGUUCAAGAUCACAUCGUAGAUCCGGUUGAUCCGAUUAUAGUGGAGUGUGAAGCAACAGGCAACCCUCCUCCAGUCUUUACAUGGACGCGCAAUGGUGUGUACCUGAACGUAGCUCGAGAUCCCCAGGUCAGCAUGAGAAGACGUUCUGGCACGUUGGAGAUCUUCUUUUGGGGUCGUCCUGCAGACUAUGAGGGAGUGUAUCAGUGCACAGCGACCAAUGAGUUUGGCUCUGCUUUGUCAAGUUACAUCCACCUGCGUGUCUCUAAGGCCCGAACGUGGUUAAAAGAAUACCUGGAGCCAGUCUCAGUGGUGGUUGGACUUCCUCUUAUUCUUCCAUGUAAUCCUCCUGAAGGUCCUCCAAAACCUGAUACCUUCUGGUUGAACAGCACUAUGGCUCCAAUCCGUCAAGAUCGGCGAGUUUCCAAGGCAGAGAAUGGAGAUCUGUACUUCUCCAGUAUCGUAGCAGAAGAUGCUCUUACCAAUUACGUCUGUGUUGCUCGUUUCCCCUUCACAAACACCAUCCAUCAGAAGCCACCACUUAUUCUACAGGUGCUCACAGCUCGAAUGGCGGCCAACGCAGCACCCAAGUUCUUGAAACCUAAAGGAUUUAUGAGCACAACAAUUGCAAUGCUGGGCGAAGAACUCAUUUUGGAGUGUUUUGCUGCUGGAGUUCCGACUCCCUCCAUCAAAUGGACUAAGAAUGGGGGCGAGCUGUCCAUGACAGGGAAGAAAUUGGAGAACUUCAACAAGACGCUCAGGAUAAAGAAGGUCGUCAUGGAUGAUGGAGGAGACUACAUCUGCACCGCUUUCAACAGAAUGGGCAGUCUGGACCACACCAUCACUGUCAGGGUCAAAUCGGUUCCUUUCUGGGUGGAGAAACCUGAGAGUCUGGUGUUGUCGCGUGAUGACGGUGGCAGUAUUGUGUGUAGAGCUGAUGGUAUUCCUCGACCGCAGAUCCAGUGGAUGGUUAAUGGAGAGCCAAUCGAUGAAGCCCCUAAGAGCCCUGGCAGACAGGUGUUAGGAGACACUUUGACAUUUCGCUCUGUGGUUCCUGACAGCGUUGCAGUGUUCCAGUGUAACGCUUCAAACCCAUAUGGUUACAUCAUGGCCAAUGCGUUCCUGGCUGUGAUGGAUAUGAGACCACGUCUGUUGGGACCCAGAGAUGAAGUUGUUAAAUCAACAGAAGGCAAUCAUACUCUUUUAGACUGUCCGUAUUUUGGCUCUCCCAAACCCGACCUGCAAUGGUCAAAAGGUGGAAUAGGUUCCUUAGGAGGAGGUAAUUAUAGGGUUCUUCCAAAUGGCACACUAGAGAUCAAAAACACAAGGAUGCAAGAUCAGGGAACCUACGUUUGUGCUGCGAGAAACGUCAUUGGACAAGAUCAGAAGGAGGUUCAACUAGAGGUCAAAGAGCCCAUUAAAAUCAUUCGUGCCCCACACAAUACCACAGUCAUCAGAGGGAGUCUCGCCCGCUUUGACUGCAAGAUUAAUUUUGACCCGACUCUGGACAUUACUGUUACUUGGCUUAAGGACAAGAAGUUCUUGAUACUUGGAAGAAGGAUGACAAAGGAUGAAGAUACUCUGAGUAUUGCUGAUGUGUACAGAAGGGAUGAAGGCUUGUACACCUGCCGAAUUAAAAGUGAACUGGAGGAGGUCACUGUCUCAGCCAAACUUACUGUGAUGGACCGUCCAGAUCCCCCCACUGAUUUAGAGAUCUCUGACCCAUCAGAGAGGAGUGUUAGACUCACCUGGAUACCAGGACUGAGCCACCACAAUCCUAUAAAAGAGUACUUGGUUCAAUAUACUGAAGAUCUCCUUGCUGACUAUUGGCUGAUCCCCAGUGGCUGGAAGAACCUGACCAGUUAUCCUGGCAGCCUAAACUCUGUCGUUUUACAGCUGACACCAUUUGUGGAGUACCGAUUCCGGGUCAUUGCUAUAAAUGGUAUCGGACCCAGUAAACCUAGUUGGCCAUCUGCGUAUUACCAGACUGGUGGAGCAGUGCCUGAUGCCAUUCCAAGGAACAUCCAAGGACUGGGUACAGGAGUUUUCAGAAAUAACAUGGAAAUCAGCUGGGAGCCACUGGAAUACAGGGAGUGGAACGGCCCGAAACUAGGCUACAUGGUUUGGUGGAGACGCAGGGAUUCAAGGGAGGAGUGGAAGAACUACACAACAUAUUGGUGGUGCAGCUACAUCGUCUAUGACACCGACACCUUCACACCCUAUGAGAUUAAAGUUCAGGCCAUCAACUUCUUCGGCUAUGGCCCAGAAUCCCCUGUCAUCCUUGGCUACUCCGGAGAGGACCGUCCUAUUGCCGCUCCAUCUGAUCUAAGAGUAGAUGACAUUGAAAGCACAAAGCUGACGGUUCAUUGGGAACCAGUGGCACGAGCUGACAUCAUGGGUGAAAUAAAGGAGUACAAGGUUUAUUACUGGCGAGAAAGCAGCCGCCUGACGUCGCACAUUGUGAGCAGGAGAAUUAAGACGAAAAGUUUUAAAGCGAAUGGGCCACGUCUGUCUGGAACAUUGACUGGUCUUGUCCCUUAUAGUAACUACAAGAUGUAUAUUGUAGUGGCCAAUAAUCGCUUUGAGGGUCCACCUAGCCACACCAUUGAGUUUCAGACGCCCGAAGGAGUGCCAUCCAUUCCCAGAUCGUUUAGGAUAAUGCACCGGCACUAUGACACCAUCUAUCUGGACUGGGAGGAGCCUGCAGAACCCAAUGGCAUUCUGACCGGAUAUAUUCUUAAAUACCAGACCUUGAACGUAACACUUGGGGACCGAAUCAAGGUAGAAGACAUUCCUCCAAACAUCACCUACUUCUCUCUCCACCGCUUUGACCGAUACACACGAUACAAGUUUUCAUUGGCGGCACAAACGCAGGUCGGAGUCGGGGAGGCGUUUACGGAAGAAUCGCCACAUUUUACAACUGAGGAAUACGCUCGGGAGCAGGUGGACAUCGUGACGCAGGGCUGGUUCAUUGGUUUGAUGUGUGCGGUUGCCCUACUGGUUCUUAUCAUGCUUAUAGUGUUUUUCAUCAAGAGAACCCGUGGAGGAAAAUACCCAGUGCGAGACAAGAAAGAUUUUGCAUUGGAACCAAUGGAUGAUAGAGAGAACGGGACAUUUGACUACAGGUCUCUUGAGAGGAUAUCACGAAUGCCCACGCUGCCCUACUCCAGACGAGAGGAGGAAAGCUAUCAAGGACGCAGUCAAGGUUCAAUCGAGCACAUUGGAAGAAGGGCGAACAGUGAUGACAGCCUGAUGGAGUAUGGAGAGGGGGACGAGAUCGAGUUUAAUGAAGACGGCUCUUUCAUUGGAGAGUACACGGGCGUCAGCAAGAGGAACAUAGACAGGAGCCCAUACAAUGACAGCUCUGAGCCCACAUCUCCUGUGGCCAUCUAUUCUUUUGCUUAGAGCUCACGGUGGUCAAAUUACAGAACUGAGAGUGAUACGAUGCUCCACGUGACCUGUCGAACAGCGUUUUCAAAGGUAUUUGGGCAUAAAGCUAAAUGAGGCAGUGUUCCUGGGGAUUUUCCAAAUCACAAAUCAUGUUAUGAUUGAAAUCAAGGAAGCGAGACAAGGAUGUCCUGAUGAUUUUAUCAUGUUGAUAAGAAGACAGAAGAGCAACUUUGACUGAUGGAUAAGCUGGACAAACCUGUGUUUGUUCACCAAAGUUCACGUUUACUUGCGUCAAGAACUUCAGCAAUGCUUUGUCCUUUAAAAAGCAUUUAAUAUCACUGAUAGUUCUUACUAAUGCUUGAUUAUUUUAUAUUGCAAGAUACAUUUGUAUUUGUACGUUAAUUCUUUAUUAAUGUUGGUGACAUUAAUAAGAUACAGUCUACCCCUAAGCUGCUGGUUGUUGUACACUAAUUUAUUGUGCAUUGUGUUUAUCUUUCAAAGGUGUUUUAGUGCUUUAGUCAUUAAAAUGCAUGAGCUGAAUAAAUGACUGUGUCAGCGUGAAGCUAGCAGACCUACAA